UUCCGCACGCACAAAAUUAUCUACAGAAGAUAUGCAGGACUCUUCUUUUCAAUGUGUGUUGAUAUCACUGACAAUGAGUUAGCAUACUUGGAAUGCAUCCAUCUAUUUGUGGAGAUACUGGAUCAUUUUUUCAGCAAUGUGUGUGAACUAGAUUUGGUAUUUAAUUUUCACAAGGUAUAUCUCAUAUUGGAUGAGUUCAUUCUUGCUGGUGAGCUUCAAGAAACAAGCAAAAAGGCAAUUAUUGAGAGGAUGGGGGAGUUGGAAAAGCAAGAAUGAAAACUGGAUAAAGAGAAGACUGGGAAUCCAUACUGGAAUUGUUAUUGGUAUACACUGUACCAGUCCAAUUUUGGAGCUGGUUACAUCAUCAUUGCACCUAAGAGGAUUGGGAGGAAAACAAAACAAACAAAAAAAAAAAAAAAGGAAAAGAAAAAGAAAAAGAUGUGUAAUUUGUUCAACGGUUGUUGACUAGCAUGCUCUGUCUCAGUUGCAGGCCUGCACGCAUGCUCCAUCACGCAUGUGUUAUUUGUCAUGUUUUUUUGCAACCUCUGUAUGUCAUCGUUCUUUUCAUGUACCGUAUCUUGAGAUGCGCAUGAAUUUGGAUCAGGCUUUAUGGAUGUUAAAUUUGCUGAUCAGAUCUAUAUUCAGUUCAUA
This is a messenger RNA of Elaeis guineensis (African oil palm), 651 nucleotides long. The record is from RefSeq and is a predicted model, not a curated record. NCBI's taxonomy places the organism in Eukaryota, Viridiplantae, Streptophyta, Magnoliopsida, Arecales, Arecaceae.